Molecule: messenger RNA, 962 nt
Organism: Styela clava
Lineage: Eukaryota; Metazoa; Chordata; Ascidiacea; Stolidobranchia; Styelidae
Source: RefSeq, a predicted model, not a curated record
ACAAACAGUUUACUUGACUCUCUCUAGUAAAGAUCUACAAAUAAGACAACUUCGAAAUGGGCUACUCUAUGCUAGUUCUUGCUGCUCUAUGCUCCGUAGCAUUUUGUCAAAGCUGCAAUUUUACAAACCCAGCAAAAAACAUUAAUUGGUUGAAGGUUAGAAACGGACCAUGGAAAUGGGCAGCUUACACGGAUGACGAAUUCACACAACCUCUCUUAUGUUCCGAUGUUUCAAUUGAAUCACAAGAUGAUCUCGCCUUCAUAGACAUGCAAUACGGAGCCAUGAGACAUCAAAUUUACACACUGCGGGGACAACGUAUUGGCACAGGAGAAUACAUUCUUGAUGACUUCAGUCAAUCGUGGAGAAGCAUUGUAAAAUACACAGUCAAAGGAUCAGAACGAACAAAACUUCUUAACAGCGAAACCGAGGAGCCAAAGAAAGACCAUGCUGUUUUCUAUACUGACUACAGAAACUACUUUAUCGCAGCUAUUUGCAUGCCGAACGGACGAGUUUCAGUGAGCGCUUUCACCAUGCACAGAAGAGUAACGCCAUAUUUGUUCAGUCGAAUCCAGGAUGUUCUGGCUGACAACAACGUCGACCAGGCUGUAAUUCGAGUUAACUGCAAACAGAUCAAGAAACAAAAGAAUCGUCCUUCAUUGAAAUAGAUCUAGAAAUCAAAUUUAUUUUUAUAGCUAUAUCCUUUCCUAUAAUGAAUUGGUAAAAAAAUAAUUAAAAAAAAGUUAUGCGAGGCAAAUCUUUAGCAAAUACCUCGAUUUACAAUGAAUCAGGGCAUGAUCAUAUGAUUUCAACAUAAAAUAAAUAAAUUAUAUGAUUUUUGUACAGUGUCGAAAGAGAUCAACUUUUUUGUAUUCGCUAUUGUUGAUAUUUUUAUUAGUUCGCUAUGCUCAAUGUCUUCAAUAUAUUGUGAUAAAGUUGAAAUAUAUCAUAUUGAUACAUAACAA